This is a messenger RNA of Ostreococcus lucimarinus CCE9901, 2614 nucleotides long. RefSeq lists its product with no specific name. The record is from RefSeq and is a predicted model, not a curated record. Lineage: Eukaryota; Viridiplantae; Chlorophyta; Mamiellophyceae; Mamiellales; Bathycoccaceae. The transcript has a single exon. The coding region runs from base 1 to 2580 and encodes 859 amino acids.
AUGGCGUCGAGCGCGCGCGCGCGGUCGGCGGACGCGGCGAGCGCGACGACGCCGACGACGGCGGACGCGACGUCGACGAUGUUUGAUUUGGGGAAAUUCGGCGCGCGAGGCGCGGACGCGCGUGCGACGCGCGGGACGGCCGUUUCGGCGGCGCGAGGCGCGGGUGGUGGUGACGACGCGGUCGACGCGUCGGGCGCGGGGGACGCGCGGGCGCGGGCGCGCGCGACGCGGGCGACGGGGGGGGGGAAAGAGGACGGGUUGUUGGAGGAGACGGGGCGGGGGACGCUGAACCCGUUCGAUAUGGACGGCUCGGAGCGGGAGACGGUUCGAUUGAAACCCGGGAUGACGCGGGGGCAGUUUGCGUUGUUGCUGGCGAGCGAGUGCGCGCUGGCGGUGGGACUGUUUGCGCUUUACACGAUGAUUGGAUUCGGGGACGACGUGUACUCGGAACUGGCGAACGACGGUAAUUGGCGUUUGUCGUGGGCCAUCGCGGGUGGAAGCAUGGCGCUUUUCGCUGUGCUGUGGAUUUUGGAUGCGAUGGAGGCGGCUAGAUCGCGAGGGCGCGCGAUCCGGAGGACGGUGACGUUUCUUUUCGCGAGCGUCGGCGUCGGAGGAUUGGUCGUGAGCGGGAUGCUGAGCGUGAAGGAGUACGAGACUUUGCCGCUGUCGUUCUACGUGCUCUUCAAGGCUGGGCUCAUUCGCGUGUUCAAGGGAACAGUGUGCAAGCGAACGCACAACGGGUCGUUUUUACGACACGUGGCGUACGCGAGCUACUUCGUCAGCUUCGCCUCGUUGACCGCUUGGAUCGUGUGGGUCUUCGGGUGGGACAAAAAGUGGAGCAAGCGAUUAUUCGAUGAGUUCUCUUUGCGACUCGGUUGCGACACGACGAGCACGAAUGGCUCGUCGAACGCUGGCGACGGCGAGGCGGGUGGUUGUGACAACGUGGCGUACAUCAUGUACGCCGCGCCACUCGCGGUGUCGGCUUUGAACCUCGUCUACGGGCUCUCCUGCACCAAAUUAUCAAAGCAAUCCAGCGCGUUGCAAUUGAUCGCGAUUCUCGCCGUGCUGGUCGCUUUCGGGACGUGGGUCAGCGUCUCUCUUUCCGCUAUCGAAAUGGGCGUCGCGAACGACGUCAUUCAGCUCGCGGUAGUGUUUUGCGCCAUCUUCGGCGUCGCGUGUCUCAUCACCGCCGGGCCUCACCGCAUUUACCGACAAUUGAACUCUUAUCAACUGACGAAGAAGGUCGUGGGUUACACGCAGACCGAUUUGGCGAAAGCUCUUCUAUUUUGUUGCACGAUGACGUUAUUGCCGUUUACUCUGGCGAUAUCAGCCGUCAGCGCGGCUGCACGGCGCGUCGGUCUCACCUUGCAUAAACCGCCGCCGGACGCGCCGAAAGACGGAUUUCUCACGUACUCCACCUAUGCUCUGUUCGCGUGGUGGUUCGCGGAUCCAACCAAAAUUUUCAAAUACUCUGCCUACUUAUCCAUUUUUUAUUUCACCUUCUCCAUCGGAGUCGGCAAGGGCGCGAUUCUAUUUCUUGCAUGGUUGGUGGACGUGCUUGGAAGUUUGAACGAAUACGUCGUCAUCGGGGUUUUCAUCGCUAUAGGCGUGGGUAUGUUUUUGCUUCCACCAGUGCCUGGCCCGCCCAUUUACCUCACCGGAGGUAUUCUCGUCGUCGGCACGUGGGAACCGAAGAUUGGAUUCUGGCCCGCGGCGUUUUUGUGCUGCCUGGUGUGCUGGUUCACCAAGCUAUUUUCUUGCGCACUCCAGCAGAAGCUGAUUGGCGAACAAAUGGGCAAAAAACCCUCGAUUCGUUACGCGGUGGGUAUAAACUCGCUAAACAUGCGUGCGAUUCGAUACUGCUUGGAACAGAAAGGAUUCUCCAGAGCGAAGAUUGCUAUUUUAUGUGGCGGCCCUGACUGGCCGACGUCCGUGCUCUGCGGCAUUCUCAAGCUCGACUUGCUGCAGAUCAUGAUCGGUACUAUGCCUGUUUUGGUUCUUUACCUCGGCUACACCACCAUCGCAGGUGCGCUCCAACUAAAAGUUGGCUCUUGCGGAGGUGACGGCGCCGCUGCGAGCGACUCGAGUAGCUGGGGUUUGUUGAACUCGAUGUUUUUGGCUCUUGCGUUUGUGAGCAUGCUGUGCACGUCUCUUUCAGCGGUGUACUACAUGGAACAAACUGUUCUCACAAAGCGCGAAGAGCUGGAUGCGAUGCCUAUCGAUGAAGAGGUAGAAGAACUCGAACGACUUGAUCGAGCAAAAGAGGAAGCUUACGCAGCGGUUACCGACUGGAAUCACCUUUCGACUUUGUCCAAGGUUUCGAUUGUCGUCGCGGCUGUGUCGGGAGUUUUGAGCUGUCAACUUGGCGCCGUCCUUUCGCAACGCUCGUUCGAAUCGUUCUCUGUAUCGUGCCCGGUUGCGGUCAAAGAUGUGGUGAAGCCUACUGGUUGGGUGUCAGUCGGGUUAAUUGUGGUGUGCACGAUUUUCACGAGUAUUUUCAGAUCCAUCGCGAAAAAGAACGUGCGCUCUGUGCUCAACGUAACGCAAUCCGCGGCGCAAGCCACGGCGACUCGUCCGUGAGACCACACUGUAUUAUUUUGUACACCUACAGUAC